Molecule: messenger RNA, 3886 nt
Organism: Pyricularia grisea
Lineage: Eukaryota; Fungi; Ascomycota; Sordariomycetes; Magnaporthales; Pyriculariaceae
Exons: 2
Coding region: 490-2835 (781 amino acids)
Biological process (GO): DNA-templated transcription; positive regulation of transcription from RNA polymerase II promoter by galactose
Cellular component (GO): nucleus
Molecular function (GO): zinc ion binding; RNA polymerase II cis-regulatory region sequence-specific DNA binding; DNA-binding transcription factor activity, RNA polymerase II-specific
Source: RefSeq, a predicted model, not a curated record
AGCGGACCCAGAUAUUACAGGGGAUCGUGCUCUCUGCUUCUCCACAUUCUCCAUACCUCGACUGGAAACACCCUUGUCGUAUCGGAUAUUGUUCCCUUCCAUCCUUUCCAGAUGCCCUCCCAAGCCCCGACAGCCAAGUCAAGCAAUAUCGCAUCUUGAAGUUAUAAACCCUCAUCCUCCUUCCAUAAUUUCCCUUGUGUCUGGGUUGAUCCCUUCAUCACGCCACCCCUCUAACAAGCUAUAUUGCAAUACAGACCUACUUAUAUAACAUUGUUGAAUACUUGAUCGACUGCAAGCAGUCCCUCUAGAUCUCUCACAUCGUUGUAUAUAACACGAACUAUCAACAAAAAGCAUAGUUCAUACCUGCCAUCCUGCUUCGGUAUCUACUCAAGAGCCCUUCCUCAAGCCUUGCCACUUCUUCCCAGGUCCCUUCAUCAAUUGCAUAUAUUUUCCCCCGCUUGAAAGCUCUCUUCUUUUCUUCCGGUCAGCAUGGCGCCGGCAACAUCUCCGGUCCCUACUCAGGGCAUGUUCCAUACAUUUCAAGGAGUCACGCCCCGCAAGCAAACGUCUGAAGCUCCUGGGAGUCCAAAAACUGCCAACCCAGUCAGCAAUUCUAAGCGCAUCACCACACCUCACGCCUGUGCAGAGUGCAAAAGACGCAAGAUCCGAUGUGAUGGACAGCAGCCUUGCGGUCAAUGCCUAUCAAGCCGUGCUCCCAAGAGGUGUUUUUACGACAAGCACAGGCAGCGGGUUAUCCCAUCAAGGAAGACGCUAGAAGCACUUUCCCAGUCAUUAGAGGAAUGUCGAUCCAUUCUCAAAAGACUAUACCCGAACCACGAUGUCCAGUCUCUGUUGCCCAUGUCCCGUCAUGAUCUCCUCGAUCUGCUCGAUCGCCCAGGACUCGAAACCACCGCCGCGGCUCUUCCGUCACCACCUUUAAACACCUCGCCGCUCAGUGACGACAUUCAGUCCCCUCUCUUCAUCAAGCCAGACCAGGUUCUUUCGAGUCUCGAGCAGAUGCCAUCCAGAGACGCGGAAUGGGACGAAGAGCGCAGGGAGAGAGAUGCCAUUCCGGCAGAGGCCGAUGAUGUUAACGCAUUGUCCCUCACCAUGGAUCGACAGGCUUCGUACCUUGGAGCUUCAUCUAUCAAGGCGGCCCUGAUGGUUAUGCUCAAAGUUCAGCCUGGACUGAGGAGCACUCUCUCGGCGCCGCUCAACACUGGCGAGAUGCCGCACAACUACCCGUCUACCAAGUCGAGGGCUGGCACCCACAAGGACCCCCAGCGGAUCCCAUGGUCCUGGAAGGGCCAGACACUGAUAGAUGCCUUUUUCAAGCGGAUUCACGUCUUUAUCCCCAUGCUGGAUGAGACAACCUUUCGCGCCGACUAUCUGGAGGGCCAGCGCUUCGACGCCCCAUGGCUAGCUCUCCUCAACAUGGUGUUCGCCAUGGGCAGCAUCGUUGCCAUGAAGUCGGAUGAUUACAACCAUGUCACCUAUUACAACCGCGCAAUGGAGCACCUUCCCAUGGAUGCCUUUGGAAGCAGCCACAUUGAGACUGUACAAGCUCUUGCAAUCAUUGGUGGCUACUACCUGCACUACACUAACCGCCCCAACAUGGCCAACGCAGUGCUUGGAGCUGCCAUCAGGAUGGCGAGUGCUCUUGGUCUCCACCGAGAGUCUCUGACCCAGAGUGCCGGCGAUGUGCUCGUGGCUGAGACUCGGAGACGCACCUGGUGGGUCUUGUUCUGUUUGGACACAUGGGCAACUACAACCAUUGGUCGACCAUCAUUUGGUCGCUGGGGCCCUGCUAUCAACAUUCGGGUGCCCGAAUUUGGCAUCAACGCUGCGCGAGACUCGACACACCAUGCAGGCAUCCUGCCAAUGAUCGAGAACAUCAAGUUCUGCAAGAUCUCAACCCAAAUACAAGACAUGCUUGCCGUCUCGCCGCUACUAAGGACAGAUGAUCGUUGCCAUUUGGACGCUGCCCUGGUAGACUGGUACGCCAACAUGCCAUGGCUCCUUCGCACGACGGACCCCUGCGCAGAGCCUCUAUACAUUGCACGAUGUGUCAUGAAGUGGCGAUACCAAAACCUUCGGAUGCUCUUGCACCGACCAGUGCUCUUGAGUCUUGCCUCGAGUGGCUCGACCCACGCAGCGGAGCACGACAUUGCAGCCAUUGAAACCUGCAGGGACCUGGCACAGCAAACAAUUGAAGACAUUGCCAGGGAAUGGACCCGCAAUCAAAUGUCUGGGUGGAACGCAGUCUGGUUCCUGUACCAGGCGGCCAUGAUCCCAUUGGUAUCAGUAUUUUGGCAGUGGAACAGCGCGCGAGUGCCCGAGUGGCACAAGCAGAUCGAGACGGUCCUAGAACUCCUCGAUGCAAUGGAAGACUGGUCUCUUGCAGCGAGGCGCAGUCGCGAGGUCGUAUUUCGCAUGUACGAAGCAUCACGCAAUCUGCAGAGGCAGCAGCAGCACCACCGUUCACAGAGCCCAGCCGACUCUACAACAUCAUCACAUCACAUGGGAAUGCCGGGCGGGCGCACUUCCCCAAGAUUGAUCAUCGGGCCAUCGGCAGAUACUGCCGUUGAGAUGCCACACAUGUCACCGAUCGGCAUAGUUGACCCCGAAAGUAUUAUGGGAAUUAUGGGGGUCUCAGAUCAGCAGAGCCUUUGGGAUCUGGAUGGUAUGCUCUGGGGACAGCACGACGAAUUUGACGCCGGUGCUUACGGAUUUCACGAUAACAUGAUGAUGAGUAUGGAUUACAACAUGAUGGGAAAUGACAUCCCAGUCACGACGGCCGCAGCCUUGGACCACGGCUAUCCCUAUGUCCAUUAGCGCAUUGUUUUAGCUAGUGCGCUAUUGUUUAGGUACUACCAACAAAAAAUUUCAUCUGAUUCUACGGAAAAAAAAAAAGAUGUCGUCCAGUCUUACCCCGCAGAAACGGCACACAAUGGGGAAGGGGAAAGUUGGAGUGUGGGGUUCUGAGCAUGACAGCGCAUAGCUGUCAAGGGUGUGCAGCCGCCGGUACUUGCUGGGAGCACCACAUAUGCACACGCCCCUGGGGGGGACGACUCAAAACCUGCAGCUGGACUGACGGGAAAACUGUUCCUGGGCGGGUGGUUUGGUGGGCGUGUCCGGUUAUUCUUUUUUGGAUCUUUUCUGCUUGGAGGCGGCAUUUGUUACAUUCGUUCUCGUUCUUUUUCUUUCAUAUUCUUGCCCCCUCAUUGUACAGAUGGCAUUUUCCGGGGUGCACUAUUCGGAGAACGCGGGGUGCAGAUGGAAAGACAACUGUCAUCUAUCUGGUCAACUCUCGUGGCAGUAGUGCACUGGGGGGGUUUUUUUUUUUCUUUCCAUGGACAGGCAUACCAUGGUUCUUGUGUAAGCGGACGUUGAAAAUACCCGAAAUGAGUAACGAGAUACAUACAUAACGGCACAUCUUCUUUCUAAAUGAUACCACUUUCUUUUUUUCCCCUGUCAUCAUACAUUCAAAUCCCUCUCCCAUUCUUUUAGGAAAAAAUCAAGAGAAAAGUUUUUAUGAUCUCCACCCUUUCGGGGGGAAAAAAUGUACAGGCCGAAAUCACGAGCGUUUACCGGCGGCUACUGAACGUCGCUUAAAAAAUUGUAUUCGUAUAUACAUACCUUACCUAGGUACAUAACCAAAUCUCAGGAACAAUAUGAGCUUGUCUAGUCUAGUCUUAAUCUAGACUAGUUUCUGGUUCUCUUUAAAUUGGAGACGUAGAGAAUAAAGUGACGACGCAGCAUUGAAGGAAACGGAAUAAUUACAUGGACGAAGCCAGUGGCAAACAACCAGCAACAACUACCCUUACCUAGUUCUUUUUUUCCCAAUGCAACAAAGCCAUCUCUCGUGUCAUGGACUUGGUUGAUG